AUGGGGUCUUGCAUUGAACAACUUGCAACAGAGGCUAUUUCAAAACUUGGAGAUUUGAUAGUGAAGUCCACCGUAAAGCAAUUCGAAUAUCUGAUUUGUCACGAAAGACUUGUCGGCAACCUAAGAAAAGAACAUGAGAAGCUGAUGGGCAUGAAAGAUGCAUUGAAAGGGCAAGUGGAAGCAGAUAGAAGUAGAGGUCUUGUAAUCGCAAAUAAUGUGCAAAAGUGGCUCUCUGCUGUGGAAGCGAUUGAUGCAAAGGUUAAUAAACUCUAUGAAGAUGCAGUAGAAAACAAGCGCAAGAAAUGUGUUGGUGGAAGACUUGAUUACUCAUUGGGCAAGCAAGCGACAAGAGCAUCACAAGAGGUUGUAAGCUUGGCGGAGCAGAAAGAUGAACUUCAACCCAUAUCAUAUCCUAAGCCUGCACCAAGGCUUGGACCUACCUUCACUCAAGACAUCAAGGGGUUGGAGUCGAGAAAAAAGAUCAUUGGGGAUGUUAUGGAGAAAUUGAAGGAUGACAAGAUCAGAAUGAUUAGCAUUUGUGGCAUGGGUGGGGUGGGAAAAACCACCCUAGUGAAAGGUGUUAUCAAAGUCGUUGAAUCAGAAAAGCUAUUCGAUAAGGUUGUGAUGGCAGUGGUGUCUCAAAAUCCAAAUUACCAAAUGGUCCAAGCUCAAAUUGCCGAUGGGCUAGGGUUGUCAUUCAGAAGUGGGAGCGUGCAAGGAAAAGCACGGGAAUUACUUGAUUACUUGCAGGGUACUAGUAGGGUGUUGAUAGUGUUUGAUGAUGUGUGGUCAGAGCUUGAUUUUGAGAGCAUUGGAAUUCCUUCACUUGGACAUGAGAAAGUAUGCAAGAUAUUGUUCACAUCACGAAACGAACAAGUAUGUCGCAAGAUGGGAAGCAAGGAGAAUAUACAGCUUCAUGUGUUGCCUGAAGAAGAAGCCUGGGACCUAUUUCGGGACAUGGCAGGGGUUGACACUACAGACAAGGCCAACAUAAAGCACAUUGCAAGGAAGGUUGCAAAAGAAUGCGGAGGCUUGCCCCUUGCUAUUGUGACAACAGGAAGUGGGCUACGAAACAAAGCUAAGCCUCAAUGGGAGUAUGCACUUGAGCAACUACAACAUUCUAAGUUGCAGAAUAAGGUUCAAUCAAGCAUUGAGCUUAGCAUUACAUCUUUAGGAACUGAAGAGCACAAAUAUUGCCUUUUUCUUUGCGCCUUGUUUCCUGAAGACUUUGAUGUUCCGGUAGAAUGUGUGCUGCGUCACGCCGUGGGGAUGCGAUUGAUUAAUUUGGCUGGUGCGCUGGGAAAAGCAAGAAACAUGGUGGACACUUUGGUGGAUGACCUCAAAAGGUGCUUUUUAUUGCUGGAAAGUGGAAAACGUGACUGUGUGAAGAUGCAUGAUGUUGUACGCGAUGUUGUCUUAUCAAUUGCAUCUCGAAAAGAGCACGGCUUUGAGGUGCGGCAAGGUAAUGAUGAAUUGAAGCAGUUGAAGAAACAAGACAAGGUGGAUCAUUUCAAAGCACUGUCACUCAUUUUGGCAGAUGCAAUCACCAAUGGCAUAGACUAUCCAAUGCUUGAGCUCUUUCAAGCGCGAUCAGAAAGAGAGGAAGCGAUUUUGUGGCCGGAGAAUUUCUUCCAAAGAAUGAGUAAGAUCAGAGUUUUGACAAUGAACAAGUUGCGCAUUCCAACAAUGCCGUCUCUUUUCCAAACCCCCGUGACCUUAAGGACAUUGCAAUUAGAAGAUUGUGAUGUUGGAGAUGUGUCCGUGAUUGGCAAUAUACUUGUUGAACUCGAAAUCUUAAGCCUCUCCCGCUCCAACAUUAAAGAACUUCCAACUGAAAUCGGACAAUUAAGCUCUCUGAAAUUGCUCGACUUGACAGAAUGUAAUGAACUUGCCAUCAUUUCAGAUAAUGUCUUUGCAAGGUUGUCCCAGUUGGAAGAACUUUAUUUCAGGGUAAGCAACUUCCCUUGGAUGCUAAACAAGCCAAUUCUCGGUGAGUUGAUAGAACUUUCUCAACACUUGAAGGUUUUUGAAAUCCGAGUAAGAGAGGUAGAAAUUCUGCCUAAAGAUUUGAGUUUCAAAAAUAUAGAGAGGUUUUGGAUUUACGUGGCUCAAUAUGUAUAUUGGGGUGACAAUCGUGGUUUUGGAUAUCUGGAGCCAAAUAAGUUAGUGUUCAGACAUACAAGUUACAAGAAGUCUAUCAAGUGUAGCCCAGUACUAAUGCAAUUGAUUAAGAGAUGUGAAGUGCUCGAGUUAGUACACGUGAAGGACUUGAAAAAUGUGAUUUGUGAAUUAGAUGACAGUGGAUUCCAAUGCUUGACAAAUCUAACACUAGAUUCAUGUCCAGAUGUUACGUAUGUUGUAGAUUGCAUCACUGCAACUUCUUACACUGCCUUCCCGCUAUUGAAGUCAUUGUCAAUAACUAAUCUCCCAAUGCUAAAGGAGAUAUGUAAGGCAUCCGAGAAUCACCAUAAAGUCAACAACCCGUUGAUUUCUGAGUUCUUAAAUUUAGAGAAAUUGUAUUUGGGGCGUCUUCCACUAUUCACUGGCUUCAGCAAUGCCAUCGAUUCAACUGAGCCACCUUCAUCAACAGAUUCAUCUCAUCGUGGUUCGAGUUGCACAAAUGAAAGAGUUAAUGCUUCACAAACUAAGGAAGAUGAGUCUAUGUCUAAAUCAAAUUGUCAAAACAAGUUAUUUUCAUCUAUUUGGAUGCUACAAUUUCCAGUAUUGGAAACCAUCACCUUAGAGAUCUGUCAUUCCUUGGAGGAAGUAUUUGACUUGCGAGAAUAUUCAAAGUCGUCGAAUACCCAAAUGUUUCCUCAGCUGCGAGAAAUCAACAUCUAUAGACUUCCUAACCUAAAAUAUCCACUGUCAAAGCAAUGGUGA
Molecule: messenger RNA, 2883 nt
Organism: Arachis stenosperma
Lineage: Eukaryota; Viridiplantae; Streptophyta; Magnoliopsida; Fabales; Fabaceae
Product: disease resistance protein UNI-like
Exons: 3
Coding region: 1-2883 (960 amino acids)
Molecular function (GO): protein binding; ADP binding
Source: RefSeq, a predicted model, not a curated record